AUGGCAUAUAGGAGUGGUCGUGGCGGAAGCGGCUGUUACAAAUGCGGUGAAAGUGAUCACUUUGCUCGUGAUUGUUCUCAGUCCAACGAUGUCUGUUAUAAUUGCGGCAAAGAAGGCCACAUUAGUCGUGAAUGUGGUGAACGUAAAGAAAAGUCAUGUUAUACAUGUGGUAAAACUGGACACUUGUCUCACGAAUGUUCAUCUGGGUCUGGAUCUGGAUCCGAAUGUUACAAGUGUGGCAAAGUGGGGCAUAUGGCUAAAAAUUGUGACGCAUCUCAAGAUGAUGAUAACUAUAAUUCCGGAUACAGAUCUAAAGGGUGUUAUAAGUGCGGAGAGUCUGGUCAUAUAUCGCGUAAUUGCCCUGAUAAUGGAAAUGGUGUUUUAAGUGUGGAAAAGCCGGACAUUUUGCCAAAGAUUGCGAUGACAACAAUGAAAAUGAUUACGGUUCAUCGCGAAGUAACAACUCUGGUACCGAAUGUUAUAAGGCAUUGUGGAAAGAUCGGGCAUAUUUCUCGUAAUUGUCGAACAGGCGGCGGAAAAGGGUAUUACAAUAAUUAUAAUUCCGGUGGUGGUGGUAAUAGCAAGACAUGCUUUAGCUGUGGUGAAUAUGGUCAUUAUCAACGAGAUUGCGAUAAGGAACAAAAAUGUUAUAACUGUGGACGUUCUGGUCACCAAAGCAGAGAUUGUGAUUAUCCGCGAGGUUCUAAAGUCUGCUAUAAAUGUCAAAAGGAAGGGCACAUUCAAAAGGAUUGCCCCCUGUCCGACUACGACGCGUAA
Funneliformis mosseae is the source of this 777-nucleotide messenger RNA. Lineage: Eukaryota; Fungi; Glomeromycota; Glomeromycetes; Glomerales; Glomeraceae. The record is from the annotation of a GenBank genome assembly.